Messenger RNA from Drosophila sulfurigaster albostrigata, 1017 nucleotides. RefSeq names its product helix-loop-helix protein 1 (gene HLH4C). NCBI's taxonomy places the organism in Eukaryota, Metazoa, Arthropoda, Insecta, Diptera, Drosophilidae. The transcript is spliced from 2 exons. Bases 238 to 753 code for a protein of 171 amino acids. Gene Ontology annotation, molecular function: DNA-binding transcription factor activity, RNA polymerase II-specific; protein dimerization activity; RNA polymerase II cis-regulatory region sequence-specific DNA binding. Gene Ontology annotation, biological process: regulation of transcription by RNA polymerase II. The record is from RefSeq and is a predicted model, not a curated record.
UUUUGUAAUGUCUGAUUGGCUAGGGAUGCUGCGUAGUCAUUGGCUGCGCUUGCGACAUCUUUUAAGGGUGGUGAACCCUUGUUGAGGUCUCUAUAAAUGAUGCUGCAACAUCCGCACAUUAACUCAGUGCGUCGGCAAAGCUUUACGUGUGCAUAACAUCAUUGACUGUGAACUAAGAAAGCGAAAUUUCAGGGCAAGUUCCGUGAUUGCAUUUCUUCAGGUGCAGUCAACGCCAUCAUGGUCUAUGACAUGACACAUUUGGCACCGGCGCCGCCGCAAAGCAUCUCGCUGAGCCGCUACUACAACAUGGAGCAGGACGAUGAGCUGGCGGCGGCCAACAAUGCGCUGGCCAACGGGCAUGUGGGUCAGGAUUACGCCGCGAGCACCACACUCGAUAUCGAUCAGCGUUUCCAGGCACGCAUCGCAUGCGAGACGGCAGCACAGCCAGCUCCACCGCCGCCUCCAACGCCGGCGCCACGACGUCGGACGACACCGAUUGCCCACUUGGAUCCCUCGGAGCUGGUGGGUUUGUCGCGCGAGGAGCGGCGACGUCGCCGACGUGCCACACUCAAGUAUCGGACGGCGCAUGCCACAAGGGAACGCAUUCGGGUGGAAGCGUUCAAUGUCUCGUUUGCGGAGCUGAGGAAACUGUUGCCCACCCUGCCGCCGGAUAAGAAGCUAUCGAAGAUCGAGAUCCUCAAGUUGGCCAUCUGCUAUAUAGCGUAUCUGAAUCAUGUCCUAGAGACACCCUGAGAUACCGCCAACGCCUCCAGCUGUCGAAGCCAGUUGCCAGGCGCCAUGUUUCUCACUCUUCCACACGAUUAUCAGCCAAACGAACUCAACUAAUGAGCCAUGUAAAUCCACAACUAUAUAGUGUAUAGCUCCAUAUCGAUAUAUGUAUAUCUUUAGUCUAUUAAUGUGUACUGUAUAUUAAGCUUUAGAUAAUAUCUUUUUUUUUGUUAGCAUCUAAUUACGUGAUAUCUGUUCAAAAAAGGUACAGCAAUUAAUUGAUUAAUC